Closterium sp. NIES-65 is the source of this 1302-nucleotide messenger RNA. The record is from the annotation of a GenBank genome assembly. NCBI's taxonomy places the organism in Eukaryota, Viridiplantae, Streptophyta, Zygnematophyceae, Desmidiales, Closteriaceae.
AUGACCCUGUUUCAUUACCAGCGUGGUGUUACCUCGGGAUGUGGCUUGGGGUUGGCGUUCAGAGUCAACUUCACCUUCUCUCUCAUGCCCCAGUUUGGUACUGCUGGGUCCAAUGGCUUUGCACUUGUCAUAGCAGCAAAGCCCAAGGUGGGGAAGCCUGCUGGUGUGGGGUACAGUGGAUCGGGACUUCGGAGCAUAGCCGUUGUCUUUGACACGCUUCCGAAUGAUGUGGGCGAGCAGCACGUGGGGCUGUGCAUCAACGGCACAGAGGAGUGUUUGGUCAAGGAGGUGUCUCCAUUCACACUGACCGAUGGCGACUCAUACAAGGUGUGGGUGGACUAUGAGCCUGGGGAUCCCGGCACCAUUCAUGUGUUUCUGGCCAGUUCGAAUACAAAGCCAGACGAGCCACUGCUGCUGGGGAGGGUGUCGCUGUGUGCGGUGCUGCAGCCGGGAGUGAAGCAGCCGGCAUUCUCGUUUGGGUUCGUUGCGUCCACCACUGUGAAGCCCUUCCAGCGGCUAGGCAUUCUCUCCUCCACCGUGCAAACAGGCAAGCAUAUCCCCUUUUCGCGCUACGUGAGUUCGGAUUUCGAGCUCUCGGCCACCAAGAAGGACGCGUGGAGGCUUCGUGACUUCCACACGUGGGACUCUGUGGAUUUCCUUGGCUGGCAUGUCAAGAACCAGCGAGACUGCAAUGCGUGCUGGGCAUAUGCGGUGGUGGCGAGUGUGGAGGCGGCAUACGGCAUUGCAAAGCAGCAGAGCGCCCCUCAACUGUCAGUGGAGGCGCUCUUCGCUCUCAUGGGGCUCUCCGACUCCGACAAGUGCUCCGCUGGCGGCUCCCCCACGCAGGCCCUUGAGAAGCUUGUGGCUCUCGAUGCCUCCAGUGGGCUCACAGGGGACAGUGACCCGGCAACAACGUACCCGGUGCAGUCGUUCGAGCGAGCGCGGUUCAAGGGGUAUGUGGGGCUCAUGAUGGCAGUGCAGAACCAGCCAGUGGUGGUUCACAUCCAGGCGUCUGCUGCCACGUUCGUGAUGUAUGAUGGGACAUACAAAUACCAGGAUCCUGAUUGCUAUACAGGAAGUCUCAACCAUGUUGUACUCGUUAUUGGGUACUUCAUUACGAGAAAUGACGGCAGCCAGAACCGCAUUGCUCCUCCGUUUUGGAUUAUUCGCAACUCGUGGGGAGAGGAGUGGGGCGACAAGGGUCACAUGCGCAUGGACAUUCAGGGAGGGGAUGGCGUGUGUGGCAUCAACGUGCUGCCUGGCAUCUACCCCGUUGUCAAGAGUGAGGCAUUUACCCGGUAG